GUUGUAUAGGCUGUUGUCUCUCCAGCACAGACACGCAACUUGUUGCAAGACUUAUUUGCUGAUAUAGCUCUCGAAGUUGACGAACGAGCCAAAGAUGUGAUCCUUAGCAAAGAAGAAAAUGUGAUUAUCUCUGAUGAAGCAGAUGCUGAUGGUCCGCUAUGUUUUUUCGACGUCCUUGCUGAUUAUUAUGUGAAAGUGUCUGAGAGGGGAAAAGAUAUACUUGAUUUGAUGGUGCAGCUCUGGAGCCAGUCCUUUGCAUCACAUAUAUUCUCUCUGCUGUUUCAUAAAUGGCUGUUUGAAGUUGAGCUUGAAAAUCAAGAAAUACUUCUACGAUAUUCUUCGGCUCUGGUGCAGGGAGCAACAAAUGUGUUCUGGAUAGACAUCCAGACAAAUACGAGGCGCUUCCAAAGUCUCUUUCGGUAUCUUCUCGAGGAAGUUGCACUGGAGCCGAUCCGAUUGAAAAAAAUUCCCAUUCAGGCUCAGAGGGAGCUGUAUCUCUUGCUCUCAAGGUUCAUUUUCUUUUACAAUUCAGUGGAUAAACUCGAUAGCUUCUUGAGGAACUUUCCAGAGUUUUCAAAUGCUUUCUUGAUAGGAGGACCCGGAGAUUUUCUUGUUAUCGAACUUACUGAUCAGCUGCAAAAACUGAAGGUGGAACCGGUGCUGCUACAUUAUCUUUCUCAGAUGAAGAUUCUUCAAGGUAUGGAACUGAGAAUGACCACCAGCACGAGGUUAAAGGCAUGUUUAUAUAGUUUUACAUCUCCUGGAGGUCCAAUGUACCCGACAAGAGCUGUCCGUCAUGCAGCCUGGGAUUCUUUGGAUUCCCUCUUUCCUGUCGGGCGUUACCCGAGGCAUCUCAUUAGUCUAUUUUUCAGGCUGCUAUAUCCGUGGUACUGGCCAUCCUCAUGUUGGAAUUUUGUGGUUUCUUGCAUUAAGGCGGUACUAUAUUCUAUCGUAAGGCUCAUCUUUUCACGGCGAGAAAAACCAAGGCAGAGCUGAAUAGCUUUUACUUUUGAUGAAGCUAACAGCAGGAAUCCAAUCCUUGUGUAUAUAAUGUGGUUUUGGUCACAGAACCUUAGCUUCACCUGUAUUGCUUUUCUUUGGAGAAGAUAAAAAUCCGUUUUGUGAAACAGUGAAAGAUCCCAUGGAAUAGCUUUUGACGUAUUUUGUUGUCAUUGUUAUUUUGCUAUAGAGGAUGAUGUAUUGUGAUCAGAAGCACUUUUUAUGUAGAAGAACCGAAAUGUCAUUCCUUUCCUUUUGUUUUCAGCUGUAUUGGAUGUAUAAGAACCCAUUAAACAAUUUUCAUUAUCCA
Messenger RNA from Capsella rubella, 1309 nucleotides. RefSeq lists its product as uncharacterized. The record is from RefSeq and is a predicted model, not a curated record. Bases 229 to 996 code for a protein of 255 amino acids. Lineage: Eukaryota; Viridiplantae; Streptophyta; Magnoliopsida; Brassicales; Brassicaceae. The transcript is spliced from 10 exons.